AAUUGAAUAGCGCCAUCUCUUUGACCUCUGCUUUUAGGAUUCUGUGUUGACGAAUUUUGGCAUUGCAAGUGACAAAGUCCGGGAUUACUUAUGGCAAAUUCACAGGGUAUAGCAAUGGAGAACAUCACCAGGCAACUCCAAGGCAAGGUCUUCAUCCAGAGAGACUACUCAGAAGGCACAGGAGUCAAGUUCCAAACAAAGCUUCCUCAAGAACUCACAGAUCGGAUUGAUCAAGCAAGAUUUGAGUUCACGGUCAACAAACUGAAUGAGUUUUACGCUGAGGCCGAGAGGUUAGGGGCCAGGACGUACUGUGAAAGCUGCCUAGCAUGUUUGACUGCGUAUACAGUACUGGUCUGUAUGACUACACAUUAUGACAAGUGUGUUAAAAAAGCAGGUCUGUUCAUUCAGCAGCAGAACGAUGAAAUAUAUGCUCCACGAGGGUUGGUCAUCACAGACCCGUUUACGAGGGGUCUCAGAGUUGUUGAGAUCACAGUGUAUGCGACCGACACAUGAUCACGGCACAGCCAUGAUGGUUCAUGGUUUAAUAUCUCUUCCUGUGGGAUGAUCGUCAUACAGGGCACAGAAUACCAACAUCUCUCGUGUAUAUAGCUCGACCAAGAAAUUUUCAUACACCUUUUUUUAUGUAAAUAUAAAUAUGAAUAUAAAUAUAAAUAUCAGUAAUGUUUGAUCUCAUUUGUGUGAUAAUGCUUUCAAUAUUUAUUAAUGCUUCAAAUUUUUAAAACUAUAGUCACUAUAGUUUAAUGGCCAAAUCUGAAUUUCAGUCAAUGUAGGUCAUAUCGCUUGGUUUCUAGCAUAAUAAUUUGUAUUAGUGACAUUCAUAGUUUUACACCUGUAGAAAAUUUGAAGUUAAUCAGCCUUUUUGUAAAAAGGGGUGGGGGUGGUGUCAUAUCUUUUCAUGAUUACCGGUACUCUCAAUAUUCUAAUAUUCGAAAAUUUUCAAUGUACCUUUUAAACAUGCCAGCUUAAAUAUGAUAGAACUUCAAAGAAAUUGAUUUUUCUGAAUUUCAGAAGGGUGCUCAAUAUAAGCUUUAUUGCAUGUACUCCCACUUUACAAACAAGUGAAUGAAGACACCAAUAUCUGAUAAAAACAUACGUUCGCUGAUAUACCAUUAACUUUAAGUGAUGACAUUUUUCAGAUUUAAACUUUCUUGGUAUAUAUCCUGUUACAGUCAGGACUCACUCAUGUUCAUAAUGUUUAGGUAUUUUUGCACUCUACAAUGUAUCGAGUAUAUCAUUGAUAUCAAUGUUGUCCACCAUUGUCCUUUGUGUUUGUGUCUUUAUCUUGUUUGUUUUGAUUGAAAUGUCUGUCUUUGUUUUCAGACAUUUUACUUCUGUAUAUCUCAGCUGCUGCUUGUUUGUAUGUGUACAAAUUCUAUUCUAAUAUAUUUCCUUGUAAAUUUAAAUUAAAACUAUGAAUAUACUGUUUAAGCCUCGGUCACAAAUGCCAUUACGAACUGCUACGAACGCCGUACCGACGAUUUUCAGACAAUGGAAAUUCGGGAAGACAAUGUAAAAACGGAGAUUCAUACGAAAUUAUCGUCCGUACGAACCUUUGUGACCAUAGCAUUACAUAAUUGUCUCAUCAUUGGCCAUGUACAUGUAGAAGUUUGAUUAAAAAAAAUAUUAACAUCCAUGCAUUUGCAUACUUACUCUUUUCAAUACCUCUACCAAGGCAUAAUCAUAAGGUCAAAACUAAAGCAUGUCAUGUUCAUGUAAAUUCCUGGGUAGCCAGCCAUUGUCAUUAGACUUUUGAAAUAUGCUCCGUUUUGUUUUUCGCCACUUCAAUGAAGCUAAUAAUAAAAAUAAUGAUGAUAAUGUAUGAGAUUUGUAAGAUGCCAAUUCCACUUGAAAGCAGAUGUCCAAGGCACAUUAGCGAAAAAAGAAGAAAGAAAAAAAUCCCUUUAAAAUGAUAGACUGCCAUAAAAUUGUACUGCUCAAUGGUCCAUAAUUUUUGUUUUGCCUUGUUUUGUUUGUUUGUUUGCACGUCUGUUUUGUCAUGAGAGAGCUAAAUAUUAGAUAUCCACUGAAUUGUAGAGUUUUAUUGAUUAUGGUUGGUUACGUUUUAAACUGCUCCUUUUGCUGUAUGUUAGGGCAACACUUUGGUACAGGGUUCUGUAAAUUUCAUCAAAAUGACUAUGAAAUGCUGUAUGUAUUUCUUAUUCAAAUUUUGUGACCUUCUUCAGAACUCUGCUGAAACCAAAUUCUUAUGAAGUCGUGUUUUGUAAUGAAGAGUCACCAAGAGAAAAUGUAAUAUGAAAUUGACAUCAUGAAUAAUGUAAUGUUUAUAAUACAUGUAUUUGGUAAACACUCAGUAUUAUUGGUUGGUUUGUUGCUUGACGUGACUACUAAGAAAGCAUGUGUAUGCUUGUAUUAAUUAAAGAAUUAUUGUAUUAAAGUAAGCAACCAGGGGACCCACAGCUUCAAGUCCUCUCCAAGGCACUUAGUAAUGAGGAAUAAUGCUUUAUCAAAUGUCACAAUAACAUCAAAUUGGUUAGAACCUGCGACCCCCAGUUACGAGACCACUGCUUUACUGCUGUCUGUGCAUUUUACUCAGAUUUCUUUUUUCAGAUUGCUGGCUUGUAUCGUGUUAUAUUUUUGUAAUUAUUUUGUUCGUUCUUUGUAUCUUGAUGUUUUUGCAAUUUGUGACCUUGACCAUGAAAAACGUUUGUUUGAUAUUGAUGAAAAGCAAUUAUAAAAUAUUGAGGGCCAUAACUAAAAACUGUGAUAUUUUUAUUUAUUUAUUUUUAUUUAUUUAAAAUGGUUUAUUUCAUUAAAAAACAUUCGCGGCCCGAGAGCCGAAUUGCAGUUUCUUUUACAAGGUAUACAUCAUUUCUUUUACAAGGUAUACAUAUCUAAUACAUGCAUGCAUUUUGCAUGCUUAUGGUGAUUUUUGCUACUUGCUGCAUACUCUUCAUAAUUACAUGUAUCAAUAGAUUAUUUUCAUAAUGUAACCAAAUUCAAUGCAUGUUCAUCUUUGUGAAGUUUCUCGAUACAAAUUAUUUCAUUUAUCUGUUACCAAUAAUUGUAUCUCAAUAUUUAGAAUGCAAUUUUCAUACAUUAGUUGUUGCUAGAUGAGACAAACAUUAUGGCUUACCACACCUAACAACAUGUGAUAUAUAUGCAAUUUGCAUUCUGACAACUGAGAAACAAAUAUUCUUAACAGGUGAAUGAAAUAAUUCGUAUUUAGGCACUUCACAAAGACGGUUGCAAUUAAAUUGGGUUACAUUAUGAAAGUGACCUGUUCAUGGAAAGAGCUAGUAAAAGCUAAAUACUGACUUUUGAAGAGUAAAAAUAAGAAUUUCCUUGGAGCUCUAUCAAUAGGUUAAAUAACAUUUUGUGAGGCACAAAUGUUUUCCUAGACUGCCAUUUUUCCAUUGUAUCAUCUAUUGAGGGCCAGAAGCAUAUUAACACUGUAUAUUGAUAUAAAUUAAUGCCCCUUCGGCUCUCGGCAGACUAUUUUUACUGACAGUAUUUGAUGGUCUUUCCAUUUUUGUACAUAAAAAAUUGCUAGAAUAUCAUGUAAGUUCAAAUAGAUAUGGACCCACAUGUGUACCACCAGCACCCUCAAACCAGUAUGGAUACUGGAUAUGGUCACAUUGAGUUUCAGAUUUAACUCAUGUUAAAUUUAAAACGCUUUUAAAAUGCUGUCAAUGUGGGAGUUAUGUUUCAUUUUCUUCCUAAGAUUUUUUGUGUGAUUCCAUAGGAGGUGAAUAACGAUUUUUAAUUAAUAUUUUUUGUUUUGAACAAAAAGUCAUGCAAAAAAUUGAAAGGUGAUGAAAUGAAAUUAUGUGUAUUGUGGAUCAGAUCAAGCCUAUUUUGUAAAAGAGAUAUUAUUUGUGUUUAUAUUGCUAUAAUCAAGUUCAUGCGAAUGUAUUUAUGAUAUAGUUUUUAUGUCAAAAACAAUAAAGAUAUCUAACAACAC
Molecule: messenger RNA, 3943 nt
Organism: Strongylocentrotus purpuratus (purple sea urchin)
Lineage: Eukaryota; Metazoa; Echinodermata; Echinoidea; Camarodonta; Strongylocentrotidae
Product: golgin subfamily A member 7
Exons: 5
Coding region: 91-513 (140 amino acids)
Biological process (GO): protein targeting to membrane; peptidyl-L-cysteine S-palmitoylation
Cellular component (GO): palmitoyltransferase complex
Source: RefSeq, a predicted model, not a curated record